AUGUCACAGGAAAGAAGAGAAACCAGAGGAAAGGCUAUUAUUGUAGAAGGGAUCUCUGAGGAGGAAGAACAUCACGACAUGAAGCCUCAACUCAUUGCACUAAUCAAGAACAAUUGCUCCUAUGGUGGGAAUCCAUUAGAGGAUCCUAAACAGCACAUAUCUGUUUUUCUGAGGACGUGUGGUGCUGUCAACUCCGAUUGUGCAAAUCAUGAUGCCUAUAAGCUCUUGUUAUUCCCCUUCUCACUAAGGGAUGAAGCGGCACAAUGGCUUAAAACUUUUCCCCAAGAAAGUAUCACUAGUUGGGAUGAUUUGGUUGCCAAAUUUCUAGCCAAAUUCUCCUCAUCCCAACAAAACAUCAAGAUGAAAGAGGGAAUACAUCCAUUCAUACAAGGAGAGGAAGAACCAUUGUUCAAAGCAUGGGAAAGACACAUGAAAGCAAAUGACAAAGUGGGUUUCCAAGCGUUCUAUGAAGGAUUAACCCCAGAAACAAGAAGAGCGGUGGAUUACUUCUCAGAUGACCUACUCAAAGCAACAGCAGCUGACCAAGGAACUGCAGAGUUUAAUGACAAGAGAGCCAAUAACCAACACUCAUUUGAGACCCCACAGAAUGCAACUUCAGAAAAGGAGAUAAUGAAUCUUGAAGGAAUGAAGGUAGUCAUGAAUCAAAGCAAACAGCUACAUCAGCAAACUCAGCAACAAUUGGAGUCAAUAGCUAGACAAAUUGAUUUUCUCCAUUCUACUACAGUGAAUGCACAAUUUCCACCAUGGAAGCCACAUUCUUAUCUAAGAAUGAGGGAAUCUCAACAUCAGGAACAAAGGGACUUCAACUACAACAACCCCAAUUUCCCAAACCUGCAAAAACACCACCAUACCAACAACAAUCAAUACAUACCACCACACUACCCACCCUUCCAACCCCCAACACCCCACAACCAACCAAUCUCACAAGACUCUCAGAGGAUCACCAAUCUAGAGAUCUUAGUAGAGAGAAUAAUGAAACAUCAAGAGAUGAUAAGUAAACACCAGGAAGCCUCACUCGGGAGAAUUGAGGGGCAAAUAGAACAAUUAGCCAAGAACCUCACAGAAAUGAGUGAGAAGAGGGCUAAAAGAAAAGAAUUACUCAUCCAAGAUGAGCAUCACAAAGCAAAACCUCACUUAGGAGGACAAUGGGCCAAGGAGAAGGAAGCUCAGAAUCUGAGCUGA
This is a messenger RNA of Arachis stenosperma, 1203 nucleotides long. RefSeq lists its product as uncharacterized. The transcript has a single exon. The coding region runs from base 1 to 1203 and encodes 400 amino acids. The record is from RefSeq and is a predicted model, not a curated record. Lineage: Eukaryota; Viridiplantae; Streptophyta; Magnoliopsida; Fabales; Fabaceae.